AUGGCUAACACUGAUGAAUUAUUGAAGCAACUAACACAGCUGGCAUUUACAACAAAUCAACGGCUGGAACUUUUGGAAGAAGCAUUUCGCCAACAUCAAGGCCCAUCAGCAACUACAGCGUCCAAUGGACCUGAUAACGUUGAAUUUUUAAUGGAAACAUUGGCGAAAGCUCCUAUCGUAGUCGUAAAGAAGUCAAAUGGGAAAUUACGAAUAUGUGCUGAUUAUUCAACAGGACUGAAUGAUGCACUGGAACCGAACAAGCACCCGUUACCCGUUCCAGAUGAUAUAUUUGCAAACUUAGCUGGAAAUUGCAUUUUCAGUGUGAUAGAUUUAUCUGAAGCAUAUUUUCAAAUUGAAGUAGAUGAAGAUUCGGGUAAAUUGCUCACUAUAAACACUCAUAGAGGACUUUAUAAGUUUAACAGAUUCCCCCUAGGAGUGAAACAAGCACCUGGAGAAUUUCAGAAAAUUAUUGAUGCAAUGAUUUCUGGACUUAAAAACACAAGUGCUUAUCUUGAUGACAUAAUGGUUGCAAUCAAAUCUGUUUCUGAGCAUAAAAAGCAAUUAAAUGAACUUUUUGGAAGGCUUCAAGAUUACGGUUUUGUCGUUCGUCCAGAAAAAUGUCAACUAUUUUUACCGAAAAUUGAAUUUUUGGGUCACAUAAUUGAUGGCAACGGUCUCCAUCCAAAUUCAAAGAAAAUUCAAGCUAUUAAGGAAAUGCCUCCCCCAAAGAACAUUUCAGAAUUGAGAUCUGUAUUGGGAGCUAUAAAUUAUUAUGGAAAAUUCGUGCCCAGACUACAGAAAAUCAGACAACCAUUAGAUAAUCUGCUUCGAAAAGAUGUUGAGUAG
This is a messenger RNA of Uloborus diversus, 846 nucleotides long. RefSeq lists its product as uncharacterized. The record is from RefSeq and is a predicted model, not a curated record. The transcript has 2 exons. Bases 1 to 846 code for a protein of 281 amino acids. NCBI's taxonomy places the organism in Eukaryota, Metazoa, Arthropoda, Arachnida, Araneae, Uloboridae.